CAGAAUGCUGGAGCUGGAACAGACCUUAAAAAGGGACCCUGCAACUUCCUUGGUGUCCAAAUGAGGAAACUGAGACCUUCAGAACGAAGUGACCUUCCCUAGGCAACAUUAGAACUCAUAUGGCUUAAUUCCAAUAUGAAAUUCUACCAUUGACUAGCCUCUGGCUAGUUUUCAAAGGCUUGUAUAACUAUUCGUUGUUUCAGAGAACUUAUUGUCACUGCAUACUCCUGGGAGGAUCUUUCUGAGCAACACGGAUGGAACUGGAGGCCAUUAUCUAAAGGGAAACAAGUUAGAUACAGAAAGACAAAUAACAUUAUCUUAAAUGAAACAACUGAGACACAGAAAGGCAAAUACCAUUGUGAUAAGUGGAAUACCUCAGACACAGAAAGAGAUCACAUAUUCUCACCGGAAUAAAGAUGGCUGCUGAAAUAGUGGACAACAACUGCAUCGACUUCAUCGACUUUGUGGCGAUGAAAUUUAUUGACGAUACACUUUACUUUAUAGCUGAAAAUGAUGAAAACCUGGAAUCAGACUACUUCGGCAAACUUGAACCUAAAUUCUCAAUCUUAAGAAAUUUGAAUGACCAAGUUCUCUUCAUUGACCAGGGAAAUAAGCCUGUAUUCGAGGAUAUGACUGAUUCUGAUUGUGAAGCUAAUGCAUCCCAGACCAAAUUACUCAUAAAUCUAUAUAAAGAUAGCUUUGCUAGAGGUAUGGCUGUAACCAUCUCUGUGAAGUGUGAGAAAAUUGCAACUCUCUCCUGUGAGAACAAAAUUAUUUCCUUUAAGGAUAUCAGUCCUCCUGAUAGUAUCAAGGAGGCAGAAAGUGACAUCAUAUUCUUUCAGACGAGUCUUCCAGGACAUGAUACUAAGAUGAGAUUUGAGUCUUCAUUAUACAAAGGGUACUUUCUAGCCUGUAAAAAAGACAGUGACCUUUUCAAACUCAUUUUGAAAAAAAAGGAUGAACCUGGGGAUAAAUCUACAAUAUUCACUAUUCAGGAUAAAGACUAAAUAUUAACAUUUUACAAUGUGAAAUUUCUGAGAUUUUGUGUUUCUGAACAGUUGUAAGAGUUGAUGAACCUGUACUUGUAGUGGUGAGAUAAAAAUAAUAAUGGCCUCAAAAAACACCAUUGAUAAAUGAAUAACCUUUCACAAAAUUAAAUUGACUCUCCCUUCUCUAAGUGAAUAAAAUAUUUUUAUAAAGUUGUAAAAAAUGCAUAGUAUGAAAACACAUUCUACAUUGUUCUUUGGCACAUAGAGUAUACGCAAUAGAAUUGUUUUCGAUCUUUUGGGUCAUUGGUCCUAAAGACAAAAUCAAUUGAUAUUUACAUUUUCUAAUUCAAGAUUUUUAUAAGAGAUUACUUCACUUGCUAAAUUACUAACUUUUUUCUAAAGUCAGUAUAUCUUUAAAAUUUAGGUGAUCAUGAAUCCAGCAACAUAUGGAUUAUUUACUCUGUCCAAGUGGCAUUUCAUCCCAGGAAUGCAAAGAUGUCUUAACACCCUAAAAUCAAUUAACAUAAUAUGCCAUGUUAACAAAAUGAAUAAAAACUACAGUCUCACUUCAACAAAUGCAGAAAAAGCAUUUAAUGAAAUCCAAUUCAUAAUAAAAAUUCCUAAUAAACUUGAAAGAGAAAACAACCUUCUCAACAUGAUAAAAGCAUCUAUGAAAAACCUACAGCUAGCAUCAUAGUUAAUGGUGAAAAUUUUAAGGAAACUCAUUUCCCAUAAGAACAGGAAUAAUGCAAGUAUGCCAACUCUUGUAACUUCUAUUCAAAAUCAUACUGGAGGUUCUAGCCAGUGCAAACAGACAAGAAAGGGAAAUCAAAGACAUCCAGAUUAGAAAGGAAGUCUUUAUUUGCAGACAACGUAGUUCUUCAAUGUAGGAAAUUCUAAGGAACACACACACCCCUGUUAGAACAAAUACCCACAUAACAAGUUCAGUAAGGACACAGAUUACAAAAUCCAUAUAAAAAAAUACACUGAAAGCCAGGUGCAGUGGCAGUGGCAUGUGCCUAUAGUUCCAGCUACUUGGGAGGCUGAGGCAAGAGGAUCACUUGAGGCCAGAAGUUAGAGACUGUAGUGCAGUGGUUCUCAACCUUCAUAAUGCCACAGCCCUUUAAUACAGUUCGACCCACAGGUUGAGAACCACUGCUGUAGUGUACGAUGAUCAUGCCUAUGAAUAGCUGCUACCUUCCAGUUUGGGCAACAUAUCAAGACUCUAUCUCAAAAAAAAGUACAUUGUAUUUCUAUUAUAUGAGCAAUGAACAAUCGGAAAAUAAAAUUAAUAAAACAAUUCCAUUUACAAUAGUAUUUAAAACAAAUACAACACAAAUAAAUUUAGAAGUGUUAAGACUUGUGCGCUGAAAAUUUCUUUUUUUUUUUUUUUUUGUAGAGACAGAUUUUCACAUUAUCGCCCUCAGUAGAGUGCCAUGGUGUCACACAGCUCACAGCAACCUCCAACUCCUGGGCUUAAGCAAUUCUUCGGCCUCAGCCUCCCGAGUAGCUGGGACUACAGGCGCCUGCCACAAUGCCCGGCUAUUUUUUUUUGUUGCAGUUUGGCCGGGGCUGGGUUUGAACCCGCCACCCUCAGUAUAUGGGACCGGCGCCCUGCUCACUGAGCCACAGGUGCCACCCAGUAUGCGCUGAAAAUUUCAAAGCAUUGUUGAGGGAAAUUAAAGAUGAUCUAAAUAAUUGGAGAGAUAGUCAUGUUCAUAGGUGGAAAAACUCAUUCAAUGUUGUUAAGGUGACAGAUAUCCCCAAAUUGAUCUAUAAAUUAAACUCAAUCUCCAUCAAAAUUCUAGCAGGCUUUUUACAGAGAUUAACAAGCUGUACCCGAAAUGUAUAUGAAAAUGUGAAACACCCAGAAUGGCCAAAAAAUUUUUAAAGAACCAGGAGAAUUUUUAUUUUCUAGUUUUAAAACUUAUUAUAAAACAAAGUUAUCAGCCCCAUUUAGUACUAAUAUAGAGAUAAAUGCAUAUAGAUCAAAGAGACAGAUUUGAGAGUCCAGAAAUAAGCCCAUAUAUUUAUGGUCAAUCGAUUUUUGACAAAGGUGCCAAGAGAAUUCAAUAGAGAAAGAAGAAUCUUUCUGACAAAUGGUGCUAAGAUAAUUGGAUAUCCACAAGCAAAAAAAAAAGAUGAACUUAGACCCA
Molecule: messenger RNA, 3145 nt
Organism: Nycticebus coucang (slow loris)
Lineage: Eukaryota; Metazoa; Chordata; Mammalia; Primates; Lorisidae
Gene: IL18
Product: interleukin 18
Exons: 7
Coding region: 417-1007 (196 amino acids)
Biological process (GO): immune response; inflammatory response
Molecular function (GO): cytokine activity
Source: RefSeq, a predicted model, not a curated record